GAUCCAAAUUAUUAAUCUGAUCAAAUAAACUGAUCUAAUGAGCUUAUCUUAGCUCUGAUGAUCUACUUUCUUUUUCUUAAAUCUCCUCCCUGAUUAAAAAAAACCCUUGACCAUCUUCUUCCCUCUUUGCUGUACUUGUUUUUAUUGCACCAAUAAUUACCCCAAUCCCAUACCCCCACCCCCCACCCCGCCAUUUUCCUUCCUUGGUGCUUUUCCCAUCCUCUCUCCCUUGACCCUCCCACUGCCUCCUUUCUUUUUCUCCUCUCUCCUCCCACGCUGGCUUCCUCCAACCCUCCAUUUUCAUCCUCCCUUGUCUCCCCGAAGGACCAGCUCUCCACAGUCAUCUCCCUCCAGAAGCUGAUCGUCAGGGAGGUCGCCAACAAAGAGUGUGGCUUCUUCCUCAUCACAGAGGGUACAGAGAAGCCGGAGUUGAUGGAGAUCCUGGCCAGCUCCAAGGAGGAACGCAACACCUGGAUGCAGCUCAUCCAGACAGCCGUGCAGUCCAUGGACAAAGACGAAGAUGAGGGGAUCCCCAGUGAGACGGAGGAUGACAAAAGACAAUUGGAGAGCAAAGCCAAAGAGAUCAGAGAUGCCGAUACCAUUGUCUGUUUCUGCCGGCCAGAUAUGUUGAAGCAGAAAGACACAGAGAUUAUCUCUCUGUUGGAGGAGAAGGUGCUGCUCUUCAGGGAGAUGUGGGAGGGCUUAAGCACCAGCGAAGAGGCCUACAGGCAGGUCGAGCCUUUUUUCAGGUCAGCCUGCAGCCAGGAGUCUAUCAUGAAAGAUGCUCUGCAGGAAGUGGAGACGUUGCAGGCGCUGUUGAAUGGCAGCCUGGGCGGAGCGAUGGCCAGCGUACACGAGGGGGGAGGCGCUGGGCCGGUGUGUCUGCCCCGCAGCAAGACAGGUCCUACGCAGCGUCUCCAACCUGCAUCUCCUGCUCAGCACUCUGCAGGCAGUGGUGGUCCAGCAGAACAGCUACAUCGAAGACCAGCGGCAGUCCUCCCGUCCCAGCUCCCUGAUUGAGCAAGAGAAGCAGCGCAGCCUGGAGAAGUAGAGGGAGGAGUUGGCCUCCCUGCAAAGGCAAGUGGCUGCUCUCACCGAGGAGAGGCGGAAGAGGGAGAAGGAGUGGGAGUUGAGGGAGCAGCAGCUUUCUGAGAGAGACUAGGCGGUGCACUCACAGCUUCAACUUCGACUGCUACUGAACAGCCACUUGCAGUCACAGAAAACUGGAGGACUACGGGUACUUAACAACAGGAACCAAGGCCAGGAACAGCCAGUCGCACUUCUUUGGGCCGACAUCCAGUUGAUGAUGUCCGAUCUUCAAGCAUGAGGGCAGGACGUCCCCCUUUGGAUGUUCCUGGGGAAAUACUCACCACCUUUGCCAUGGCUGGUCUCCCAACCCGACAAAUGUCAGAUUGGUGUGGUGUCUCCUCUAGGACAAUCCAGAGGAGAUUAGCCCAAGAGAAUUUAAGAAAAUCAGACAAUUAAUGAUGAAGAUUUGGACACUUUGGUAAUG
Molecule: messenger RNA, 1513 nt
Organism: Cyprinodon tularosa
Lineage: Eukaryota; Metazoa; Chordata; Actinopteri; Cyprinodontiformes; Cyprinodontidae
Product: A-kinase anchor protein 13-like
Exons: 10
Coding region: 433-1020 (195 amino acids)
Biological process (GO): adrenergic receptor signaling pathway; positive regulation of canonical NF-kappaB signal transduction; regulation of Rho protein signal transduction
Cellular component (GO): membrane; actin cytoskeleton
Molecular function (GO): MAP kinase scaffold activity
Source: RefSeq, a predicted model, not a curated record